Lymnaea stagnalis (great pond snail) is the source of this 11543-nucleotide messenger RNA. NCBI's taxonomy places the organism in Eukaryota, Metazoa, Mollusca, Gastropoda, Lymnaeidae. The record is from the annotation of a GenBank genome assembly.
GUUGACAGAAAAAUAUGGCCGUCAAGAGUAAUUAUAAAUAUUUUCUACACCCAAAAUAUUUAUUUUUAUACUUUUAGUAAAUCCCGUCUCAGUGAAUUUGAAAGAGUACUUGGUUUGCCUAAAUCUUUUGUGCAUCGUUAUUUUCUCAUUAAGUAAUAAGUUAGGCAACAUGCCUAAAUAAUUUGACGCGAAAUAAUUGUUUCCCCCUCCUGGUCCAGGUCGUCUAUCUGAUAUUGAUAUCUGAUAUAAAAUAUUAGCAUACCUGUUUACUCUUACGAUUUUGGCGUACAAUUUACGAUUUUGAGGUGUAUAGAUUGUAAAUACUGUAUGUUUUUUUUACUAUGAAUAUAACGUAUUAAAUGACUUUGUGAUGAUAUUGUACGAUUUUAAGAGUUUGAGGGUAAACAGGUCUGUAUUAGUAAUCUAAAUUUAAUAAUAUUAACGAAUUAUAAUUAAUUUUAAAGAAAAAAUUUUAGCCUGAAACUCAACUUAACUGCAAGAAGACCUUUUGUAAUCUUAUUCAAAUGUUUGUUAGGACUUGUUUGGACAUCAACAAUCAGAAAACUAAAUUCAAUACAAAUCUGCAAGAAAAAACAUGUUUAUUCUAAGUCUAAGUGUAAAAAAAAAUUGCAGGCAUAAGUUAUGCAAAUCGUGAUAUAUAUCGUUUACAUAAAUUGCAUAAAGUAUUUCAAUUAACUCUUUCCAUGCCAGGGGGUUUUCCACGUUUGUGCCAAACCAGUAUUCGGCCAAUGGAAAUUUUUUAGGGUGCCCCUAUGAGCCCUAUCUAUUAAUUAAUUUUGAAUACAUUUCUUUUAGCAAGAUAACUGUAUUUCAUAUCAAAUUAAAGGAAAUUAGACAGAGAAUAAUAAUAUUUAAAAUAUAAAACAAUAUAACGGGGUUUUCCACGUUCGUGCCAGACCAGUAUUCGGCCAAUGGAAAUUUUGCCGAUACUUAGGAAAUAUAUAAUUAUUACCACUAUAUACAUCAAAAUAUUUUAUAUUUUGUGUUUCAGAAUGCAUUUUGAAGACAUUUAAACUGGAAUGUUUUAAUUUGAUCUUUAAAAACCCUGUAGAGUCCAUAUUAUAAAUGAUUAGAAUUUUCCCUGUGCAACACGUUGUCAUUAGCAACCAUUCACAGCCACUUGCAUAACAGCUAUAUCGUAGUACUAUCUCAGAGUUUCAUUCAUAAGAGUUUGCUGUGUGCAAAAUCUAUUAAACCAGGGAAAGCUUUAAUUAAUUAUUCAUAUGCCAAAGUUGAAAGUUUAAAAUAAGUCGACCCUAAACAGUAUUUUAGUGAUAGGGAAUGCGUUGCCUUAUAUAAACUAUAUAGUCAUUGCGCAUGACGCGAUCAGUGGAUGAGGUCACAGAAUGUGGAGAUGCAGUCCAUGUUAAAAAAUGACAAACCAAGUCGUACUUUAAAAAUUCAUAACUUUAAAACUACAACAGCUAAAAAUAUGAUUUUGGUGUUAUAAUUCUGUAAAAAAAUUAGCUCCAUUGGUUUAUUUUUACAAAAUUUUUAAAUUUUUGACCAAAGUAUCUACCAUAUGGUCUGUGUAGCUGAUAUCCUAUUCUGCUUCAAUCCCCAAAACGUAUAUCCAUUUUUGAUCAUAAUGCAUUUUAAAUUUUGAAAAUAUUCCAUUUUGUUACAGAGUAAUACCCAUUUUUGUAACGUUAGGAGUAUUCUAAUUUGAAUCCUCAGUUGCCAUUGUAACAAAGUGGUUUUGAAAAAAAUUCAUAACUUUUGAACUACUUGAGCUAGAAAGUCGAUCUGGGUGUUUUUUUUUAUCCAUUCUCUAGGCUCUAUUCAUUCGUGGUAUUUUUAUAUUUUUAAAAAUGUUUUGAAAUUAUUAUGAAAGUGCCGACAGUCACCACUAUUACUAUUACUAUCACCAUUCUAUUACUAUUUCCAUUUGGCAUCUACCGACCCAUCAGAAUGCCGAAAAUCAUCAUUGGAAUCAGAUUCGAAUGAUUCAUGGUUAUUGUCUGUUGUUUCAGCAUCAAUAAUUAGCAAUAAAAGUUCUUUUGUUUUCAAAAUUGACUACCUACGUGGUCUAGCAACAGCUGACAUGCUUGGAGUGGGCGUGGCCAUGGCUUUGUUUACAAAAGGUUCAACACAAAUUGAACUAUUAUUAGAAAAAACACAUGCAAACAUGCCCUACUUCUUAAAAAAAAGGAAGUAGUGAGAGUUAUCCUUCGUUUAAGAACAAAAAAAGUCAGAUUAAGAGCCACAAGAAACGAAAGAAACUACAUAAAUGAUAUCGACAGUAUACUGUGGGUUGGCACGAACAUGACCAGUCAAAUCGAUUGGCACGGAAAGAGUUAAGAUGCUUAUGCCUUGUGUCAGGUUUUUAUGCCCUAUAUUUUUUAAAAAUUUAUAAAGGUCUCUUGGUUCCAAAUAAUUUGAUAUAAAUUAUAAAUGAUAAAAACGCCUUAAACUUUCAAUGAAAACUGCCAUUGAAUUAUAAAAAUCAGAGCCCCAAGUUUUACCCAACUUAUCCAUGAGUCAUAGCUUAUUUCAUAAAUGUUGGUAAAAAUCGUUGCCACCGACUUAUAGACAAUAUCAACUUAUAGACUAGUAGAUACGGUAAUUAAGAUUGAUAACUCCUAUGUCAAUUUAAUUAUCACUAUUCUCAGUAAAUUUAAGGCCUAUUCGUGCAAUUAAAAUUUUAAACUUAAAAUGAAAAUACUGUUCUCAAUAGUCACAGAUUUUAAAAUUUUAAAUUUACUUUUUCUUAUAUAAUAUAUUUUUAAAAUGUAUUUAUAGAUGGCUUCAGAAGCAUCCCUCUACUCAAGGGAAAUAUGCAGGAUUGGUACAUUUAAUGGUUGGCCAGGUCAGGAUUUGCAUUGUAAACUACUGAAACCAAGUGUAAUAGAUCUAGCAAAAGCUGGUUUCCUGUACACAGGUCAAGGAGAUACGGUUCAAUGCUUUGUUUGCAAUCUUCAGGUUGGUGAUUGGGAGCGUCACCAUGAACCAUUUGUUGUUCAUGCAACCAGAAAUCCUCAGUGCCCAUUUGUGUUGAAUAUUGAAAACGGCAAUGUACCAGUGCUUGUUCCAAAUGAAGCUGAUUACAUUAAGAUCAAACUUAUGCUCAGAGAAGCAGGAAAAAGAGCUGCAUCGAUUAAGAAUGGAAUGUCUUAUCCAAGUUCAUCUCUUGUUUAUGAUACUCUAUACUCUUUGUAUGGUGAAAGCUUGAUGAACUCUGCUCCUCAACCACAUAGUUCUCGUCAAUCCAGCAGUCGAUCAUCUUCAAACUCACCACGACCAAUGUAUGGAGACAGACACAAGGAGCGGACAGGGCCACCAACUAACAAAGGAUCUCCUAGACCUGCUGUGCACUCUGCGAAUACUCCACCUUCUAGAAGAAGCAGCAGUACUUCGGAAAGUGCUACACAAGAAAUCACAAGCAAUCGUCCAAACUUUCAGCGAGCCAAAUCAUGUGCUUUUGAUCCCGGAUCUCAAAGAAACUCUGAAACCAUUGCCAAUCGCCAGACAUCCAACCCAGGUAUUGAUUUUAUGGAGUAUCAAGAAUCAGAAGAAGCCAGACUAAAUACUUUCAGUGGGUGGGCUGGAGUUAGAGGUGCCUCUGCUCGGGAAUUCGCCCAAGCAGGAUUUAUUUUUAUUGGGGCUCCUGACAGAGUACAAUGUGUCUUUUGUAAUGGGAUUUUGCGAAACUGGAAUGACAAUGACUUACCUUUAGAGGAACAUCGCAAACACUUCCCAUCCUGCAGGUUUGUCAAAGAGUAUUUGUCAGCGAUCACUGUAAGUAGACCAAAGCACCAGAAAUACAAGACAGAACCAUCACGCUUGAAUUCAUUUGGAACAUGGGACAUGAGCAGAAAUCCCAAACCUGCAGACCUAGCUAAAGCUGGAUUUUUUUAUGUUGGUAUGCAUACUUUGACAUUAAUUUGUAAAAAUAAUAGUACCAGUAAUUUAAAACAGACAACACAACUUUAUGACAAUACAUUUUAUGGAUGAUUUAUUUAGUUUCAACUCAUCUUUAAACUAUUAUGAUUCAAUAAAAUUUAAGGAAAACUGCAGUAAUCUUUUAUUUCAAGUAAGUAAUUCUAUUGGUGUCCUGUUUUUUUUAAUAUUUAUAUUAUAUUCUAAUUCUUAAAAGGUUAAUUACAUGUUAUUGUUUUUCAUUAGGUCAUGGGGAUAGUGUUAAAUGUUUCUUUUGUGAUGGAGGUCUACGUAAUUGGGAACCAAAUGAUGAUCCAUGGAGAGAACAUGCUCGUUGGUUUCCAAGAUGCCCUUAUGUCAAGCAGGCCAAAGGCACGGCCUUCAUUGAAAGUGUACUGAGUGAACUCAAUCUGACAGUAAGGAAAAAAUUGUCUUAUCUAGUUGUGCUAAGCUCACUUUUUUUAGAUGCAACAGAACUUUUUAAAGUAAAUUAAUCUGGCACUGGUUUAUCUUUGGUUUGUGUUCUAAGUGUGUACAUCUGAAACCAUUAUAAGCAAUGGAAGAAAAUAAUUCUUCCGUCAUGAAAGGUUUUCUACUGUAAAUCAGUAUCAAUACCACUUUUAGCAAAGCAAAGUUAGACAAUCAAACAUCUAUGAAUGGGAAACAGUUUUUAAAAAAUCUUAAACGUAGACAUUUUUACUUUAAAAAUAAAUCUGGAGAAAAUGCUGAUUAAAGACAAUAAGAAUAUAAAAUUGCCAAAAUAUAACUAUUUUAAAAUGUUUAUGUCCAUGAAAAAUCUUUUCCUUAUUUUUAAUUGAACCACCAAGAACAAGAUUUGAUUUUAUCCCCACUGAGUCUUUCUGAAAGUAGAUUUUUAAGCAUAGAGAAUGACCUCUCCCUGCCAUCUUUGUUUUGAACUAAUAUCAGUUAAUGUCUUUUAUAAGUGAUUUGGACAAAGGAAUAAGAAAUAUUACCAUACCACCACGUCAGCUUGUUCAUUUGCUGAGAAAAUAAUACCGGUCAUUAUGGCCAAGAGAAACUACUCUGCUGAUAUUGCAUCCUCUGGUUUUUUUUCAGAACCUAGCCUGUCAAGAAACAGUAUUUUAGAAAUGUACUGUACAUUAAAUUAACACUGAUAUUCUAAGUGGUGAUUCAAUUGAUGCUAUCAUAAAAGGUUAAAUGGAAUUUUAUAUUUCAUGAUUAAAUUAUUAUUUUUUUAUCUGGAAAAUUAAACCUUGUUUCCAGGAUUACCAAACAGCAUCAGUAGAUGAGACAGAACUAAAAAAUAUUGCCAGAGCUACAGGUAUGUUCUGACCUUUACAAAGUUGUGUCACUUUGAACUAUUUUGCAUCUUGCAUAAAUACCUUAUUUUAUUUUCAAGUUCAAAUAAACAAAUUAUUUUUUUUUUACCUAUUUCUCCUUUUUUUUUUUUUUUUUUCCUGUUUUAAAUACAAACUUGACCCAAUUUUGGUUUGUUGUGGGUUUUUUUUUUUUUUUUUUUAAUAUUUUUUUUUUUUUUUUUUUUUUUUUUUUUUUUUUUUUUUUUUUUUUUUUUUUUUUAUAUAUAAAAUUUUCCAAAUUUUGUUUUGUGGUGGGUUUUUUUUAUUUUUUUUUUAAAAUUUUUUUUUUCCCCCCCCCCCCCCCAUGAGCAGUUUUCACACUGGUCCAUGACACUGGUGUUUACAAAUCAGUCUGACUUUUAUAAGUGUGUUAGUUAGAACUGUGAGACACAUUGUUAGUUAGUACUGAAUCAGAACUGUCAGACAAAUUAUUAGUUAGUACUUUGAUAGCUCAUGUGGUUCAUUGCAAGUUUAUACAGUAACCAAAAUUGAUAUAGCCCUCCUUGGCCUCAAAGUUUGGAUUUCUGUGAUAGCAGAGUUAUUUCCUAGUAUAAUUUCACAAAGUGAAACAUGGCCUCCCACAGUGGUCGUGCCUGUGGCAGUUGUCGGAAAUGCCGUAGAGUAAAAAGGGUUAACUUAAGUGAUGUGCCACAGUAUCUCGGUGAUUCACCCUCAUAUGUCUAUGAUUCACCUAUAUGUCUCGAUGAUUCGCCUUCAUUUUUCAAUGAUCCUGAUCGUGCUCAAUUUCUUCGUUACUAUGAUGACGAUUUAUUUGACUGGUCCUUUGAGCUUUCUCCACCUCGUAGGCCAUUGAACAGUUCAUUUCAGGAAAGAGCUUUUACAAGUUCACCUUGUAAGGUUACAGCAUUUCACAUGAUUUAUCAAUAUGAAAUUAAUUUAAUCUGCAAUUCUAUUUUUGCUUUGUCUGAUGAAAUCUUGCCCAAAAAUAUUAAAAUUUUGCUGUCCAAAUUCAUUAUACCCAAUACAAUUUAAGAUUAUGCAAAGAUGCCCUAGAUAAAGUAGUUAUUAAAAUCUUGAUAUGGCACAUUGUAUAACUUUUUAAGAAUAUUUUCAAUUAGAUAGGCUAAAUAUUUUAUUAUGGAUUAUGCCCAAUACAAUUUAAGAUAAUGCAAAGAUCCCCUAGAUAAAGUAGUUAUUAAAAGCUUAUAUAUAAUUCAUUUAAGUAAUUGGUAGCUUUUUUUUUUUUUUUCAAACUUCCUUUUUCUAACUGUUAAGCUCAAAGAGACAUUGAUCCUAGAGAAGUGACUGCAAGAAUGGAUAGUCCAAUUGUCAAAGCUGUUCUAAAAAUGGAUGUCCCAAAAAAUAUUGUUUAGAAGGCCAUAAAGCAGAGACUUGCAGAAUUAAAAGCUUAUAUAUAAUUCAUUUAAGUAAUUGGUAGCUUUUUUUUUUUUUUUCAAACUUCCUUUUUUUAACUGUUAAGCUCAAAGAGACAUUGAUCCUAGAGAAGUGACUGCAAGAAUGGAUAGUCCAAUUGUCAAAGCUGUUCUCAAAAUGGAUGUCCCAAAAGAUCUUGUUCAGAAGGCCAUAAAGCAGAGACUUGCAGAAAAUGGUGAGUGGCUUUGAAAAAACUGAGUGAAGCUGCAUAUGCAAUCAAAGGCUUAGAGUUAAAUUGUUUAAAUGCACUCUUCAACCUAGCAUGGUGAAGAUCAAGUUUAGAGUGCUUUCCCUUUGUGUACUAAAUUAAUUCCGCUUGCCAAUACUUUACUCUAUACUAAAAUGCAUGUCUUUUUUUUCCAAGAGCUCUGAAACAUGCAAACUGUGCAUUAUCCUAUAAAUAAAUUAAUAAUCAUCUCAACAAUGGAACUUAUUUACAUUAAAAAAGUUACAGUAAACAGGGUAGUUGGUAAUGAUUCAACAUUGUAAAACUUUCUUAGGUGAGGACUUCACAAGUGCAGAAGCUUUGUUAGAGGCUGUCUUUAGCUCGGGGCAUGCUGGAGAUGCCAUUGGGAAUGCAUCCUUGGAGCAGGGAGAAAUUCCAGAGAAAGGAUUUCAAGAGAGAGACAGCCCUUCAUACUCCAGUAGUUCAGAGAGUCAAGGUAAGAAACGAGCAAUAAACUAUGAAAUUAAAAUUUCUCCUCCAUCCAUCCUAACCAAAUUUAUAUUUAAAUGUUUAAGCAUUAAAACUUAACCCUUUACAGUCCAAGCCUAUUCAGCCUUUUCUACUCCCAGCACCCAAGCAAGUGGCCAUAACUCUAUUUUAAAUAAAGGUUCUUUAUCUAAUUAAUUUACAGAAAAUAAACUAGAAGCAAGAAAAUAAAAUUAAAAAUACCCAAAUACAAAUAAAUGAUUUAAGCAAAAGUUUGCACCUAAAAACAGUUUUGGGGACCCUCCCACUUUGAUUUGUAAAACAUUCCCAGACCACUCAUGAUCUUGCUGAUCAGUUGGAAUGGAAUUGAUAGGUCCAUUGUCAUCGAUGUCUCUACUAUUACUAUUAUCUUCUUCACUUGAAUCAGUAUCACUGGUAGCGUCAUUUAUAUUAAUGUCUAUAUCAGAUUCUUCACUAUCACUGCUAAACUCAUGAAAUAGUGAAGCUUCAUUAGGCCUAAGUUUUUUCAAAAUUUUAUCCAAGGCUUAGAAAGCCAUUUUUUACAGCGAAAAUUUUUUUUUUUAAUUGUAGAAAAUGAGCCCCUAAACACACCGCGUUCAAACUAGUAUAAAAAUAAAUGCCAACAAUGAGGCUUUCUUCCAUAGAACUACAAAUAAUAAUGUGCAAUGGAUUUCCGCUGUGCUAAGAACGAAAGUAAACAACUUUAAAAACGGGUGGGUUUGUCUGCAACGGACUGUUUCUAUAUUUCCCAGUGUUACUUUUUUUUUUAAAGGAUAAACAGGGCAUAUAAGAUAAGAUUCUUUUAUUGAUCCAAACAAAUGGAAAUGUUUUUUCAUUACAUUGUACAUUUUCAGCACAUAAAUAAAACAAUUUGAACACAAGACAUUACAUUAAAUUAUUUCACUUGUGAAAAAACCAGCCAUUCAGUGAAUUCUCUUAGCCAUAUCAGGGACUUAUUAGUUCUCAUUAAGAUUUUUGACUUCACGGGGAGCUUGCUGGUAAAUUCAUACAGAUUGGGGAAAAAUGAAUUUUUAUAUUUUUCAGUCCUCGCCCUGAGAGAAAGAAUUCGUCCUGAACAGGCCUAUCCUAAUAUCUGUAAUGUUAUACAAUAACAUCUUUCUUCAAAUAGUUCUGCAAGUGAAGGAUGUUUAGUUUGAGUUAUGUUCCUAGCUUCUUGAUUAGUCUGUUUAUUCAGUGUUUAAUAUCAGACGAAUUCCCACACCAGCAGAUAGUAUUGAAAUUAAGUAGGAUUCCAAUUGUUGCACCUCAGAGUUAAUGACUUGUUUGUUUACCCCGAAAUUGUAGUUUUUUUUUAGGUAGAACAGUCUUUGACCAGUCUUUGGUCGAAUUUCUUAUAAAAUGGCAUUUGGCCGUGCUCAUGCCAUGUUAGCUUAUUAUUAUGGUGAAACUUAUAUGCCUCUACUUUCUCUGCAAAUAAUACAAAUAAUAGUUACUAGAGUGUUAGCACACUAACCGCUAGAUGCCACAUUAAAUUAAAUGUGGAAAUAAAAUUAUGACAAGGAUAUUUCGUGACUCCGAAGCAACCCAAGGCGGCUGUGUUGAGGAAAUUAUGCACCUGGGGUGAAGCUAGAAAGUGGUGCCACUUAAAUAUAGAGGGGACGAGACACACACCCCCCCCCCCCCCACAAAAAAAAAAUUUAAAANCCCCCCCCCCCCCCCAGUAAAGACAAUUUUUGGCGCCCUUUGUCUUUCUGAAGUAUAUAGAAUUUUAUAUUUUAAUUCAUUCACUAUUAACAUCUUAUCCAAAGACAAUUUUGGUCAUUGCACCCAGUGUGACUGUCCUUUUUACCCCAUUCUCAUGACUCUGUCCAAGGGCAGCGAAACACUCAUAUCGACAUGGCGUAUAUUAUGGGAAACACUCAUAUCGACAUGGCGUAUAUUAUGGGAAACACUAGACUGUCCAAGCAGUCUGCGGUGUAAGCCCAUAACACAUUUAAAAAAUUUUCUGUGGUGUCAAAAUUAUCUAUAAAUUAUGGCUGCAACUAUUCGUACCCGGGUACCAGAAGUGAGAGGUUGGGAUUAAAAAACUAUUUAAAAUAUUAUUGUUGGGUUUGUAAGACAAAAUGAGUUAUCAAAUGAAAGAUAAUUGAAUGGACUAUAUGUUUGUAAACUUACUUCUUCAGUUUAAAUAAAAUAAAUUACCACAAAUGACAUCCGAAUAGCUUGAGUCUAAUGGUACCCGGGUGCGAAUGGCGGCGCUGCGUGUCUGGGUCCAUUUCGACUUAGUGCUAAAUUUUAAAUAGUUUUUUAAUCACAACGUCUCACUUUUGGGACCCGGGUGCGAAUAGCCACUUCGUAUUUGUAAUAUUUAAUUUCAACCUCUCACUUCUGGGACCCGGGUGGGAAUAGCCACUUCGAUAAAUUAUUUGAUUUCGUUGGGGUUUUUUUGGUGGCGGGGGGGGGGGGGUAAACGUCUUGUAGUACUGAAGGGGGGGGUGUCCAAAACUAUGCAUGAAACGGGGGUGGAGGGGGUGGUAAAAAAUUUGACUUUUUGGGGGACCGUACUUACUAAAUGGAUGGACCCUAAAUGAUUGCUAAUUUUUUAUGGGUUAAAUUUGUAUCCAGUAUAUCUGAUAGAGUAAAUAACUGCGGAUGAAGGGUAUAUUUCAGGAGAGUUUGAUUGAACUCUUGAAUUUAUAACUUACCAUAACAUUUUUCAAACUAAUUCUUUUUAUUCGAUCCUGUUAAUGACAGUCAUCUAAAAUUGAAAUGGGACAUUUAUAUUUUUAAAAAAAAAUUUAAAUAAAUUUAUUACAGUUAUACUUCGCUUCACACAAUUUAUGUUGCUUUUAUUCAGACUCGCUGAAGUUGAUGGAGGAGAAUCGUUUACUCAAGGAGCAGCGACAAUGUAAAAUCUGUAUGGAUGAAGAGGUCUGCGUUGUUUUCUUACCAUGUGGUCAUCUGGUAUGCUGUGCCACAUGUGCUCCAGCUCUCAACUCCUGCCCCAUUUGUCGUGCAAAAAUUAGAGGAAGUGUGCGCACAUAUAUUUCAUAGCUGACAUGUCUUAUAGUUAAGCAUGUACACUACUGCACCAGGGUUUUGAAAUGUGGUCAUUUAAACCAUGACGCCCAUUGAAGGAAGAUUAAACAAAUUAGAUUACCAGGUUUUAAUAACAAAAAAGUUGAAUUUUUUUUAGAAAUUCUUUACUAUUCUAUAGAACUGACUGUAAAUCAUAGAAAGGAUAUAACAAAUAUAAAUUUAUUUUAAAAUUUAAAUGUAGUAUGAACAACAAAAGAAUUCAGUAUAUAAUUUGGCUAUGUCUUAAGCAUUUAAAUAAUGGACCUGGGUUAUAUCUUUUUUUUUUUUUUUUUGUAUUUUAUUUUUUAAGUUUUGGUUUGUUUUAAAAAUCGUCAAUCUUUUAAGAACUGAAAUAGUGAAGCAAAGUUUGAAAAUCCAGUAUUUGGAGAUUGGUUAUCUAGUCUUCGGUUUGCUUUUAGUAUGAACAACAAAAGAAUUCAGUAUAUAAUUUGGCUAUGUCUUAAGCAUUUAAAUAAUGGACCUGGGUUAUAUCUUUUUUUUUUUUUUUUGUAUUUUAUUUUAUAAGUUUUGGUUUGUUUUAAAAAUCGUCAAUCUUUUAAGAACUGAAAUAGUGAAGCAAAGUCUGAAAAUCCAGUAUUUGGAGAUUGGUUAUCUAGUCCUCGGUUUGCUUUGGGUAUACAAUACUUAGAAUAACAUAAAAUGACUUUGUAAAUAAGACUUUUGUGUCAUUGCUUCAUUAAAAUAGCAAUUUUCUUUAAAGAAUGUGAUAUAUAAUAUAUUUAUUUGAGGUUUUCUUCUGUUUUUCCCUUUUUUUUAAAAAUGAAAUGACCUUCAAAAACUUUCUUUUUGCAGCACUUGCCAUAGUUUGCUCUAAAAGUAAAUGCUUAAAACCAUCACUUUAAAUGUGAAAAAGUUAUCAAUAAUAAACCAAUUUAUCAUGAACUUUUGCUUUCGCUCUGGCAAGGACACAAGAGCACUGAUUUUUUUUUUUUUUUCAAUACUUAUUUUUUCAAUUUUUAUUUACGUCAUUUUUCAAUGAAAAUUUUGUACAAAAAAACAUUUUAUUAAAGCACAUUAUGUGCAAAAGAUUUUGUUGGCUCACUAUGAAAACAAAACCCUUUUAUUUCAUGACUGUUGACUUAAGUUUUACUUUACUCUGUAUAUAAAAAUAUACAAGAAUAUAUUAAAAACAUGUGGGUGUACAUACUGAGAAUAAUAAAGAUGUAUUGUAUCCU